This is a messenger RNA of Fusarium oxysporum Fo47, 2076 nucleotides long. Its product is annotated as Clr5 domain-containing protein. The record is from RefSeq and is a predicted model, not a curated record. Lineage: Eukaryota; Fungi; Ascomycota; Sordariomycetes; Hypocreales; Nectriaceae. The coding region runs from base 1 to 2061 and encodes 686 amino acids. The transcript is spliced from 6 exons.
AUGCCCGAGUCCAACGUCAGUUUGGUUGGUAACAACUACUUUCUUUGCGGUCCCUAUGGACGCAACCUAAGUGGUGCUUCGGACAGGGAGUUCGCCAAAGCGUUCCAACACCCUCCAGGAGUCCAUCAUGCUUUUGUGGCAAUUGGUGAAGACGACUGCUACUUCACCAAAUACUACAACGAGAGAACCGAACGAUUCACAUGGUCCUGGUCUCUUUCCAGCUACGGUGGCCUCGACAGAGCACUCGACUCUCUCGAUGGCGACACCCCCGAGUUUGUGUCCCUCGGGAGUGAUGGUUACUACUUUAUGCGCACCAGAAGCGGCUGCAUCUUCUGGAAUCUCCCAGAUGCAGCCGAUGAGUUUGUCGAAAAUGCAGACCCAGACAACAAUGGCGUCAAGUAUGUCUGGCUUGGAACCGAAGGCUCAUACGUGGCCCAGAAGGAAUCUGGACAUAGCCAAUGGAACCUCCGUGGUAACUACGGGAGUCUGGAACAGUCCAUCAGGACCAUGCCUAGGAUCCGGACCCUGGGUUUGAACCUUGAGAAUGAUCGGUCGUACUUUGUGGUGUUUGAUGAUGGCUCGGUUAUGUGCAAUCCUGUCGAAUGCACAACCCUUUUGUACAGCUUUCUGCCUUUACACGUUGUCAUGGAAGCCCCUCGUACUACCCGUGGCCGCUUGGGGGUCCCGUCAGCUAAGGAUUGGGAUCAUUAUCGUGAGGUGAUAACUGAGUUAUAUAUCAAACGGAACAUGUCGUUAUCAAGACUCAUGUCACAUAUGCGUCUGGAGUAUGGCUUCCGAGCUACGCGAAAGAUGUAUAAGCUACGAUUCACUGAGUGGAACCUCAAGAAAAACAUGACAAGGGGUCGCAGUGCAGCAUGUAUACUCGACCCUGAGGUCAACCUAACGAAUCUCGGCAAGCUCAAAGAAUACUAUCGUAGAGAACCGGAGAACAAGCGUCGAGAACUUCUAGAAACUCUUCUGCAACCACUGAUGGGCGAGACACCAAUCAACAGUACUGCCCCACCAGUGUCACUUACACCACCAGCCGAUCUCCUUACCCAAGAAUAUGGCUUCCAUCUCCUCAACACCUACGUUAGAGGGUCAUCAGAGGUUAAUGGGUGUCCUAGGGACGCUAAGAGCGGCUUCAAGAACGAGGACAACGUUCCAGCUUGGUGUAGUUCCGUCAUGUCAGCAUCCCUCGCUUUAAGGGAAGAAAAGGAGGGCGAAGCAACUAGAUUCCUACAGCACUUCAUCAAGCAGUCCCACCAACAGCUCCUGCGCCAAGACCCAUUGAUAUUCACCUUCGUAUACACCUCAGUACUCUUCUUCGCCACUAGUCGACCAGGUGUGGCUCGAUGGCUUUUAAAUUCUCUAAACGAUGUCUCAGAGAGUCUUCCCUGGGCUGGAUCUUCACACCCACUUCGACUGUUACUCCAAGUCAUGCUGCAGCUUGGGCCAACGGGUAUCGUGACUCAUGCCAAGUCGACCAUUCUUGCAUACAUCAACAUGAUCUACGAAGCUCUUGGCAAGGUCUAUCCAAUCAUACAAGACAUGAUGUCUGACACUAUCUGGCGACUUCUACGCUACAAGCUCAUGAGUCCCGAGGAGGUCGCUACUUUGGGUCGUGGACUUGUGUUGGCUGCUGAGUUACAGAACCAACAUCGAUGUAAGGAUCAUAUCAACCUUGAGAUGCAACUGGCAGAUGCAUAUCUUGAAUCGGGCAAGUAUAUUGAAGCACGUAGAACGGCAGAAGAGAUCAAAGAUGUCGAGUACAAGAGCGAGAGGAUGAUGCCAUCGUUGUAUAUGCUGUUAUUAAGGAUUGAUGAAGCGGAAAGGGGGGCAGAGGGUGCUAUUGAGUCAGCACUGAGAUCUGUGGUGAUGAGUAUGGAAGUCUUUGGAAAAUGGUCUGACUGGACUGUGAACUCGUUGGAUUUUUACUACAAAGUUCUCAAGCGUGCUGGGAGGGUUGAUGAGGCAAUGAAAGUGGUUCAAGACCGUGACUUGGCAAUUGAGAAGCUGUGUGACAAGUUGGAGGAUUCUCGCAUCACAGUCUCGGACUGAAAGACUUGAGAGUUU